Rotaria sordida is the source of this 705-nucleotide messenger RNA. Lineage: Eukaryota; Metazoa; Rotifera; Eurotatoria; Philodinida; Philodinidae. The record is from the annotation of a GenBank genome assembly.
AUGUCAUGGGAAAUGGAAUUGGAUGAAACUCUUUUAGAAGAUCUUUAUAUAUGGAUUGAUAGUCUUCCAUUAUCAAGACCAAAAAAAAGAAUUGAACGAGAUUUUUCUGAUGGUAUAUUAAUUGCUGAAAUAAUUCGUUAUUAUUUACCUGAUUUAAUUGAAAUGCAUAAUUAUACACCAGCUAAUUCAUUACAACAAAAAAAAGCAAAUUGGGGUAUAUUAAAUAAAAAAGUUUUAUCAAAUUUUGGUCUUGAUCUACCAGAUGUUAUUAUAAAUGGUCUUUCAAAUGGUAAACCAGGUCUUAUUGAAGUUCUUCUCUUUAAUUUAAGACUUAAAAUUGAUGAAGAAUUAGAAUUACAACAAAAACUUCAACAACAACAAAUAACAACACCACGUCAAUCUUCUCUUUCAUAUAUAACAUCAACAACAAAAACAAAUCAAACAAAUUUAUUAACAAAUCGAUCAAAUAAAUCAAUAAAAUCAAUAAAAUUAACAAAUUUAUCAAUACAUAAAGAUAUAUCUCGUCUUGAUUAUGAAGAAAUAAAACAAGAAUGUUUACAACAACAAGAAGAUAUUGAAGUUCUUCAUGCAAAAAUUCGUCGACUUGAACAUGUUCUUCAACUAAAAGAUAUUAGAAUAAGUGAAUUAUCACGAGCUGUUGAAGAUAGUCGACCAACAAGACCAACUGCUUUAAAAAAAAAAUAA